Messenger RNA from Phyllotreta striolata, 624 nucleotides. The record is from the annotation of a GenBank genome assembly. NCBI's taxonomy places the organism in Eukaryota, Metazoa, Arthropoda, Insecta, Coleoptera, Chrysomelidae.
AUGUAUUUAUUUCAAAUUUUUAACAAUUCCAGUAGUUAUUCGACAUUAUUGAUAGUCGUAACUGCCAUAGUCGGAGACUAUGUAGUAGCAUACAGUAAAUUGCACGUCUUCCAAGCGCUGUUCGACAAUGCAACUCAUUUCACGAUCGGCGGAUUGUGUUGGUUUAUUGUUUGUUUGCAUUCUAAUUCCAGAGGAGUCGGUUCUACGAGAAAAAUUGUAGAGAUUGCAUGUUGUAGUUUAUUGUCCUCUUUGAUUGACGUUGAUCACUUCGUGGAAGCCAAAUCGAUAAGCUUGAAGAAUGCAACGAACCUUAAACGUAGACCGUUUCUACACUGUUCCACGAUUCCAAUUUUAUUAUGUUCCAUCUUGUUACUUAUUUCAUAUGCUUCGGAUAAUGGUACGAUGAAAAGGGUUAGUUUAAUUAUCUGGACAGCUUUUGCCAGUCAUCAUACAAGAGAUGCUACUAGGAGGGGUUACUGGUUUUAUCCUUUUGGUUCCAGUCCAGCCAUUCCUUACGCAUUUUAUAUUGCAUUGACCUGCAUUUUACCUUAUUCUGUCGUCUUUCUUGAUAGGUAUAUUAGCAUAUCUAGUCAUUAUGAUGCUUUAGAUACUAUUAUAAUAUAG